GGCCCGGGCCCUGCCUUCCCUCAGCGCGCGCCCGGGUGGGGCGGUGAGGGCUGCCCCUGGCCGCGGGGCCGCGCCUGUGAAGGCUUUCGGGGGGUUCGCUUCUUCCCUUGCACCUGGCCUUACCGUUUUGUGAGGAACGGGCGCAGAGACAUUCGCUCUUUCAGCCUGGGGACGGACCCAGUUACGCUGAGCCCCGAUCCCUCUGCUACAAAUCUUUCUGGGCUUUCAAUUUCCCCUUUUUUCCCUUAUUUUUUGACCCACAGUGCAGCUUCUGCACUAGUAAAUGCGACCGUUUUCCCUUUUCUGCCCAUCUUUGAGAUUAAAUUGCUUAUGAAGAAAGAGCUUGCUGUGACCCGAAUGGUUUCAGUUACGGGCACCACACGAGCAAGGACAGCAGACUUUGGUGUACAUUCAGUUUACUGUUACACUUGUGAAGGACAAAGAAGUGCAAAAUAUUCGAGGGGAAAACGAUGAGAACCUGGAUGUGGUAAGAGCAGAACCGACAUUGCCAACAGCCCACUGCCAACAUCUUUCUGUAUUUCAAGACCGCAGUUUUAAACAACGCCUUAAAUUCCACUCGGAAACAACACGGGAAGCGUUUACCAGCCCUCUGACCCCGCCAGCCCACCCCUCCCACCAUCAACGUCCCGAACUGACGGGCCGGCCGCCGGGGCGGGGCCGCUGCGCCUGCAGAGCGCCGCCCCCGGGGCCAGGCGGCACCAACGGCAGGCGGCCUUGUUGCGCGGCCGGCGGGCGGCGCGCCGAUUGGCUGCGUGCGCCGCGUGCGCCGGGAGCCGUUUCCUGCCAUGCGGGCGGAGAUAAGAAGCUCAGCAUAAGUUUGAGACUGCUGGAGUACGAUCUGUAAACUUUGAUGCCUUUCCUAUUGAAUGUUACUAUCUUUUAGAAAAAAUGGUUCAACAAGUUCCAGAAAACAUAACUUUCCCAAAUGAGGAAGAGAAGAUACUGGAGCUCUGGAAAAAUCUGAAUUGUUUCCAGGAAUGUCUAAAGCAAUCAAAGAAUAGACCUAGGUUUAACUUCUAUGAUGGCCCUCCAUUUGCUACUGGGCUACCACACUAUGGCCAUAUUCUUGCAGGAACUAUUAAAGACAUAGUAACCAGAUUCGCUCAUCAGAGUGGGUUUCAUGUUGACAGAAGAUUUGGAUGGGAUUGCCAUGGCUUACCUGUGGAAUAUGAGAUUGACAAGACCUUAGGUAUCAAAGGGCCAGAAGAUGUGGCAAAGAUGGGCAUUGCAGAAUACAACAACCAGUGCAGAGGAAUUGUGAUGAGAUACUCGAAGGAAUGGGAGUUCAAUGUAACCAGAUUAGGACGCUGGAUUGAUUUUGAAAAUGACUAUAAAACUCUCUAUCCUGAGUUCAUGGAGUCUGUGUGGUGGGUUUUCAAGCAGCUGUAUGACAAAGGACUAGUAUAUAGGGGUGUUAAGGUCAUGCCUUUCUCAACUGCAUGUAACACCCCACUGUCCAACUUCGAGUCCCAUCAGAAUUACAAGGAUGUUCAAGACCCUUCAGUGAUUGUGAGCUUCCCGCUGGAUGAAGAUGCAAGUGUCUCUCUUGUUGCUUGGACCACUACUCCUUGGACCUUACCUAGUAAUCUAGCCCUUUGCGUUAACCCGGAAUUGCAAUACGUAAAAUUGAGAGAUAAUGCCACAGGAAAGAUUUACAUCUUGAUGGAAUCCAGGCUUAUAGCCCUAUACAAAUCUGACACAGAAUAUGAGAUACUGGAGAGGUUUCCUGGCAUUACGCUUAAAGGCAAAAAAUAUAAACCGCUCUUUGAAUAUUUCAUACAGUGCAAAGAUAAAGGUGCCUUUACUGUGUUAGUGGACAGUUAUGUGAAGGAGGAGGAAGGCACAGGUGUUGUCCAUCAGGCCCCCUAUUUUGGUGCUGAUGACUACAGAGUCUGUGUGGAUUUUAAUAUAAUUCAGAAAGAUUCAGUGCCAGUUUGUCCUGUUGAUGCAUCAGGCUGCUUCACGGCUGAAGUGACUGACUUUGCUGGACAGUAUGUGAAGGAUGCAGAUAAGAACAUCAUUAAAUUACUGAAGGAGAAAGGCAGACUGGUUCACAGCAGUAGUUAUAAGCACAGCUAUCCUUUCUGCUGGAGGUCAGAUACUCCAUUAAUAUACAAAGCUGUGCCGAGCUGGUUUGUAAGAGUAGAGCACAUGGUGGAGAAGCUACUGGAGAAUAAUGCACAAUGUUACUGGGUUCCAGAUUUUGUGAGGGAGAAGCGUUUUGGGAACUGGCUUAAAGAUGCACGAGAUUGGGCUAUAUCUAGAAACCGGUACUGGGGAACGCCCAUCCCGUUGUGGGUCAGUGAUGAUUUUGAAGAGGUGGUUUGUAUUGGUUCAAUGGCAGAAUUGGAAGAGCUGUCAGGAGUGAAAGUCACUGAUCUCCAUCGAGAAAGUAUUGAUCAUCUGACAAUCCCUUCACGCUGUGGAAAGGGCAUAUUGCACCGGGUCCCUGAAGUUUUUGAUUGCUGGUUUGAGAGCGGAAGUAUGCCUUAUGCACAAGUGCAUUAUCCAUUUGAAAACAAAAAAGAACUCGAGGAUGCUUUCCCUGCUGACUUCAUUGCUGAAGGCAUUGACCAAACCCGAGGAUGGUUCUACACUUUGCUGGUGCUGUCCACUGCUCUUUUUGGAAGGCCUCCUUUCAAGAAUGUAAUUGUAAAUGGCCUAGUUCUUGCCAGUGAUGGUCAAAAAAUGAGCAAAAGGAAGAAGAAUUAUCCUGAUCCAAUGGCUAUUGUAAAUAGUUAUGGAGCUGAUGCACUAAGGUUAUACCUUAUCAAUUCUCCUGUGGUAAGAGCAGAAAAUUUGAGAUUUAAGGAGGAAGGAGUAAGGGAUAUACUGAAGGAUGUCUUCCUGCCCUGGUACAACGCAUACCGCUUUCUUGUUCAGAAUGUUCAGAUCCUGGAACAUAAGGAGGAGGGAAGAGAAUUCCUUUACAAUGAGAACACAGUUAAGGAGAGCAAUAACAUCAUGGAUAAAUGGAUUCUUUCUUUCACCCAAUCACUCAUACAGUUCUUCAAAGCUGAAAUGGCAGCUUACAGGCUGUAUACUGUAGUCCCUCGAUUAGUGAAGUUUGUAGAUAUUCUGACCAACUGGUAUGUUAGAAUGAAUCGCAGAAGACUAAAGGGUGAGAAUGGGACCGAAGACUGCAUUAGGGCCCUGGAAACCUUGUUCAGUGUUUUGUACUCCAUGUGCAGACUUAUGGCACCAUAUACUCCAUUCAUCACUGAACUGAUGUACCAGAACCUGAAGACGCUUAUUGAUCCAGCCUCAGUACAGGAAAAGAAUACUGAAAGCAUACACUACCUCAUGCUUCCCCAAGUGAGGGAGGAUCUGAUCGACAAAAAAAUUGAAAGUGCGGUUUCUUGUUUGCAGUCUGUUAUUGAGCUUGGACGAGUAAUCAGAGACAGAAAAACCAUUCCAGUAAAGUAUCCUCUGAAAGAAGUAGUUGUUAUCCACCGGGAUCCAGAGGCACUGGAAAACAUCAGCUCUCUGGAGAAGUACAUACUUGAGGAGCUUAAUGUACGUCAAGUGACAUUAUCUACUAACAAAGAUAAAUACGGAGUCCGGCUGAGAGCGGAACCAGAUCACAUGGUGCUUGGGAAGCGCCUGAAAGGCGCAUUUAAACUUGUCAUGGCUGCAAUCAAAGAGCUGAAGAGUGAGCAACUGGAAGAAUUCCAGGAGACAGGCACCAUUGUUGUAGAAGGACAUGAACUUCAUGAGGAAGAUCUUCGUCUCAUGUAUACCUUUGAUCAGGCUGCAGGAGGAUCUGCCCAGUUUGAGGCACAUUCCGAUGCUCAGGUUUUAGUUCUGCUAGAUGUUACCCCAGACCAGUCCAUGGUGGAUGAAGGAGUUGCCCGGGAAGUGAUUAACCGCAUUCAGAAGCUUCGCAAAAAGCGAAAUCUGGUUCCUACAGAUGAGAUUACAGUGUACUACAGAUCAUAUCCAGAAGGUGACUACUUGGAUACUGUUAUUAAGGAACAUACAGAUUUCAUUCUUGCAACAAUAAAGGCUGCCCUAAAACCUUACCCGGUGCCUACCUCAAAAGAAGUUCUCAUCCAGGAAACCACCCAACUGAAGGGAUCAGAACUACAGCUUACACUUGUCAGAGGUGGUGUGUGCCAGUGUGUUGGUCCAGCCUGUGCCUAUGUCAACCUCAAAGUUUGUGCUAAUGGGACAGAGCAAGAUGGUGUGUUGCUGUUGGAAAAUCCAAAAGGAGAUAAUACCUUGAACUUCACUGGACUUGUAGAUGCUGUCUCCUGCAUUUUUGGUCUUAAAAAUUCAAAACUGACAGUUUUUAAUGGAAAAACAGAACUGAUAAAUAAAACUGACUUGCUUACUCUCAGUGGAAAGACUCUACAUGUGACAACAGGGUCAGCACCUGCUGUGACCAACUCUCCUGAUGCUCUUCUCUGCCAGUAUAUCAACUUGCAGUUAGUAAAUGCAAAACCACAAGAAUGUCAGAAAGGAACAAUGGGAACUCUUCUAAUGGAAAACCCUGUUGGUCAGAAUGGAUUAACGUACCGAGGUCUUCUAUACGAAACAGCAAAAGUUUUUGGGCUCAGAAGCAGGAGGCUAAAAUUGUUCCUGGAUGAAGCACAAACUCAGGAGAUCACAAAGGACGUCUCCAUGAAGAACCUGAACAUGAAGACUGUAUAUGUUCGUGUUAUACCCACCACAGCUGAAUGUUGAGGAUUCCACUUCUAUGAAUAAGACCAUGUAGACUUUUUUCCACAAAAAUGAAUUUUAAUUGGAUUAGUAUGCUUUUAGAUUAACAUCCAAGUUGUGUAUGGUACUUUUAACAUCUCAGAUUGCACACAGGAUGUUUUCUACCAGUGCAUGUCUAAUAUGCUGCUCUUUGGUUUCAAAUACAAUGUAUUUUCAUUGUUACCUUACAAUAUUGUAAAAGCUGUUCAAAAAAAAAAUGUCCAAACUCCUUAACCCUAGAUAUCUAUGCAGUAAUUUGCCUGAAAGAAAUGGGACUAGUACCUCAGUGAUGCUGUUCUCUGCCUGUCCUUUAUGCAGGGGGCAUCUUUGAUUUUUCUAAACCAUGGGUUACCUACAAGGCUCUAUGAUGUGUACACCAUAUUACAAUAGCUUUGAAACUUGCUUAACUUGAAUGGUUACCCAAAUGUGUUCAUUCAUACUAGCUGGAUUUUCAUGAAGUGUGUGGUUGUUGAUUUAAAAUGCUCCUUACCUUCAGUUGUUGGAACAAUAAAUUUGCUUCAUCUCCAAA
Messenger RNA from Cygnus olor (mute swan), 5251 nucleotides. It is a transcript of the gene IARS1, whose product is annotated as isoleucyl-tRNA synthetase 1. The transcript has 35 exons. Lineage: Eukaryota; Metazoa; Chordata; Aves; Anseriformes; Anatidae. The record is from RefSeq and is a predicted model, not a curated record. Bases 910 to 4707 code for a protein of 1265 amino acids. Gene Ontology annotation, molecular function: tRNA binding; ATP binding; isoleucine-tRNA ligase activity. Gene Ontology annotation, biological process: isoleucyl-tRNA aminoacylation.